Molecule: messenger RNA, 639 nt
Organism: Candida dubliniensis CD36
Lineage: Eukaryota; Fungi; Ascomycota; Pichiomycetes; Serinales; Debaryomycetaceae
Exons: 1
Coding region: 1-639 (212 amino acids)
Biological process (GO): protein retention in ER lumen; endoplasmic reticulum to Golgi vesicle-mediated transport
Cellular component (GO): cis-Golgi network; endoplasmic reticulum; membrane
Molecular function (GO): ER lumen protein retrieval receptor activity
Source: RefSeq, a predicted model, not a curated record
AUGAAUAUAUUUCGUUUCUUUGGAGAUCUUUCUCAUUUAGCCAGUAUAUUUAUCUUAUUAUAUGCCAUUGAACAAAAUCGAUCAACCAAUGGAUUAUCAUUGAAAACCCAAGUUUUAUACGUUGUGGUUUAUUUAACAAGAUAUCUCGAUUUAUUCACAAAAUUUUAUUCAUUUUAUAACACAUUAUUAAAACUUGUUUUCAUUGCAUCAUCAAUUUAUACCGUUUAUAUAAUGGUUUAUAAAUAUAAAAAGCCCAUUCAAGAAAAUAUUGAUAAUUUCCCAAUUAAAUUUUUGAUUGGUGGAGCAAUAUUUGCCAGUUUAAUUUUCACUCAUAAAUAUACCAUUGGUGAAAUUGUUUGGUCAUUUUCUUUAUGGUUAGAAGCAAUAUCAAUUUUACCUCAAUUAUAUAUAUUACAAAAAACUGGUGAAGCAGAAAAUAUUACUACUCAUUAUAUUUUCGCUCUUGGGAUUUAUCGAGCAUUAUAUAUUCCAAAUUGGAUUUAUAGAUAUUUUGCUGAAGGUCAUUUUGAUUUUGUUUCAGUAUUGGCAGGGUUAUUACAAACUGGUAUCUAUUCUGAUUUCUUUUAUAUUUAUUACACCAAAGUAUUGAAUGGUAAGAAAUUUGAAUUACCUGUAUAA